This is a messenger RNA of Lepus europaeus (European hare), 2514 nucleotides long. It is a transcript of the gene FHL1, whose product is annotated as four and a half LIM domains 1. The transcript is spliced from 8 exons. The coding region runs from base 209 to 1126 and encodes 305 amino acids. NCBI's taxonomy places the organism in Eukaryota, Metazoa, Chordata, Mammalia, Lagomorpha, Leporidae. Gene Ontology annotation, molecular function: transmembrane transporter binding. The record is from RefSeq and is a predicted model, not a curated record. Gene Ontology annotation, biological process: muscle organ development.
GGCUCAGUCCGCAGCCGCGCCGCCGCCGCGCCUCGGCUUCGGUGCAGGCAGCGGCCGCCAACGCCGCGACAGCUGCACGGAGGAGCAUCCCCAGGCACAUUGGACGUUAUUGUCAACUGCAUCUAGCCCUGCUGAAGACAUCGUAUUUUUCACACAUCCAGUGUGAGUCGGAAGUCCUUCCAAGAUUUUAAACUUGUCUGAGGAUAAAAUGACCAGCAGUUCCCCUCAGCUGCCAGAGAUGGAAUCUUCGUCUUCAGGUCCCUCGAGCUACAAGGUAGGCACCAUGGCCGAGAAGUUUGACUGCCACUACUGCAGGGACCCUUUGCAGGGGAAGAAGUACGUGCAGAAGGAUGGCCACCACUGCUGCCUGAAGUGCUUUGACAAGUUCUGUGCCAACACCUGUGCAGAAUGCCGCAAGCCCAUCGGUGCGGACUCCAAGGAGGUGCACUAUAAGAACCGAUACUGGCAUGACACCUGCUUCCGCUGUGCCAAGUGCCUUCACUCCUUGGCCAGUGAGACCUUUGUGGCCAAGGACAACAAGAUUUACUGCAACAAGUGCGCCACUCGUGAGGACUCCCCCAAGUGCAAGGGCUGUUUCAAGGCCAUCGUGGCAGGAGAUCAAAACGUGGAGUACAAGGGGACCAUCUGGCACAAGGACUGCUUCACCUGCAGCAACUGCAAGCAAGUCAUCGGGACUGGAAGUUUCUUCCCUAAAGGGGAGGACUUCUACUGCGUGACUUGCCACGAGACCAAGUUUGCGAAGCAUUGCGUGAAGUGCAACAAGGCCAUCACAUCUGGAGGAAUCACUUACCAGGAUCAGCCCUGGCAUGCCGAUUGCUUUGUGUGUGUUACCUGCUCUAAGAAGCUGGCUGGGCAGCGUUUCACCGCUGUGGAGGACCAGUAUUACUGCGUGGAUUGCUACAAGAACUUUGUGGCCAAGAAGUGUGCUGGAUGCAAGAACCCCAUCACUGGGUUUGGUAAAGGCGCCAGUGUGGUGGCCUAUGAAGGACAAUCCUGGCACGACUACUGCUUCCACUGCAAAAAAUGCUCCGUGAAUCUGGCCAACAAGCGCUUUGUCUUUCACCAGGAGCAAGUGUACUGCCCCGACUGUGCCAAAAAGCUGUAACUUGCCAGGGGCUCCUGUGCUGUAAAAUGGAAGUUGAAUCAUGUUCUUUCUGUCCUUGCACUCUGCCCUACACCAUCAAUAGGGGAAGAGUGGCCUUCUACCUGUUUGAAGUUGCUCCUUCUGUCUUUUCUGCCAUUUUACAGUAGUGUUUCUCCAAUAAAGGCACAUCGUGAUCACACUAGGAUUUAGCAAGAAGCAAACGGUGCAGCAAAGUUCAUUUCGCGCCAGCUGCCAUUAGAAAACACGUUAGCUAGAUUGACUCUUCUGCAUGUUUAUCAUAGAGCAGAACAGUGCUAAUAACCAUUUAGCCGCUUAGUGAUGUAAGCAAGAAGCAUACGCGCUAAAGCCCCUGUGGAGAUGCCUGUCCGGGCUCAGCCGGGCACCCCCCGGGAGUCACGCGACCUGACAUGGCAGAGUUGCAGCAGCUGCUCCAACUCACUGCUCACCCUCUGACGGGAGCAGAAAGAGAACUAGCUGAAAUGCAUGGUUUCACUUCCUCAGCAAAACUCUCACCUCCCUUUCUGUUCUUUUGUGCUUUCAGAUGACAAAUAUGAAUUUCCAGAACAUUUAACAAUUGAACUUAGCUGUAAUUCCCAACUGACCGUUUCCCCCUACACUAACCUUUGGCCCACGGGGGCAAUGCUUGCUGAGCGUUCCUACUUUAAAGCCUGGGAUGUGCAGGUGAUUUGGGAGGUGCAGGUAGAUCUGAGAAAACGAGCCUGUUUCAGAGCAGCGCCGUGACGCUGAAUACGUCUGGAAGCUUAACAAUACUAACCCUGCUGCCCUUUUCAGUUUUUUUAACUAAUUUUUUUUUCAUUUUAAUGGAUAGCAAACUAGAGUAUGGGUUUGAAAAGUUGCAUGAAAAAUAUCUUAGCCCCUUCAUGCGCUCCUGCAGCUUUGACAUUCACCCUACAAAAGUAAGCGCCAAGGUGGUGCAGGCGGGGUAGCUGAGCAGGCGCCACAACUGAUGUCAACAUGGGUGUAAUAUGGAUGUGAUGCGUUUGAUUCCCUUGUAACAUACUAGUUGUCUGCUCUUUGUCCGUGUGUUAAAGAGGACUGCAAAGUCCCUGCUUUUGUGAUUCCUAGGACUUUUCCUCAAGAGCUUAGCUGGAUCUCUGGGGGAGUGGAGAGGCCAGCGUCCUCACGGGCGGAACCGGAUUUCCACCUACCGCUUCCCUGAAUGCAGGAUCGCCUCCUUACUGUAUUCCACAUUCUAUCUUACAUAGUGUAAUGAGACAAUAUCAGAAAUAAACAUGUAACGACAAUGCGUAUUCACAUUCUCGUAGGAGUGUGUAGAGAAGCUGAUGCCUCAUCGCGCCAUUCUGUCAUUGGCUGUUAUCAUUUAAUGUUUUCCGUGUAUCCUGACAAAUAAAGCAGCAUAUGAUUAA